Melospiza melodia melodia is the source of this 3219-nucleotide messenger RNA. RefSeq lists its product as uncharacterized. The record is from RefSeq and is a predicted model, not a curated record. NCBI's taxonomy places the organism in Eukaryota, Metazoa, Chordata, Aves, Passeriformes, Passerellidae. The transcript has 2 exons. The coding region runs from base 650 to 2353 and encodes 567 amino acids.
ACGCUGCUGCUGGAAAGCAUUUGGGAGAGCAUUGUGGAACUCCGUUUCUCUGUAAAGUAAAUGCCUUCGCCGUGACACGCUGGUGCGGCACUGGUGCUUAGGGUCCCUCACUGUCAUAGCUGACCUUCCUGACUGGCCUCACACUUGGACUAAAGUUGGUGGAUCAGAAGUGGAUCUUGGCCCUCUAAGCAAUCUGUGGCUUUAUUGCCUUCUGUGCUCUUGUGUUUUCCUUUAGUCUGAGAUCUCCCAGCUACGCCUGUAACACUUCCUGCAGAGCUGGUGGAUUUUUCAGACUCUCCAGGGCAGGGCCAGACCAUGACAGAAAUUUUUUGUGAGACUUUUAAUGUAGACAGGGUGUACAACAGCAGAUGAUAGUGUGGCCACAUAACAGUUGAUAUGUUGUGCAGUGUAGAAGUGCUCACGGACCUUGGACAGCAUUUCUGAUCUGUUUCCUGUGUUCCUAGGACAGUAUCUCGGUGUGUUGCAUGUGCUGGCUGGCUGGAGGUCCCAUCCCUGGCAAACAGAUGGUGUAUGAUUAUCUGAAAUCCACUGCUGGACCUAUGCUUUCAACUCUUGAGUGGACGGAUCAUUUUGUGUAUUUUUUAAUUUGAUUUUGCUAAGCCUAUUUUGCCUUUUCACUAGCAAAAAAAUGGUGUGGGAAAAGUUUUUACUCUUAUGUUAUGGAUGUAUGAUUUUGUCUCAAGCGACUGAAAAUCAGAGUACUGAACCAAAUUUAGCUUGGGAGUUGAUACAAGGAUUUAUGCAUAUUUGGAAUCAUACAAAUCAAGGAAUAUGUAUUAACCUCCCCAAAUCUGCAUCAGAGGGGUUUAGAUUUAUGAUGAUUUGGUUAAAUUUUUCAGAAAUAUUAACAAGAGAACUGGAUAAUCUUAAAAAAACAGGAGGAAAUGUUACCUGGGGAAUGGUGGAGUCCCAGUUCCUAGACCAGAAAGAAGGACAACAGUGGGAUGCAAAUGGGACAUGGGUAGAAUACAAGAAUGCCUUUUACCAGCUCCCACGGGACUCUACCUGGAGCGAUUUAUGGAAUCAAACAUGCUAUCGGUCAUUAGACAUCAACCCUUCUGAGACAUUGCAAAAUGUCACUUCUAUCCCUUGCACGGUGGUACCAUGGUGGGAUUCUCCUGCUGAGGGUGGCUUUUUUGAACAUGAGUACAAUUUACAUUGGGAUGCAGGAUGGUGUAUACAAAUCCCUGAUAACCCAGGAACCGCACAGCAAGUAAACCGAACAAAUUACGAGUGGGCCUGGUCUCUGAAACAAAUCUUUGAUCCUAUAUCUACACUACAAUGGGCUUCCAGGGUCCCCACAGGGAAAAUAGUAGAAUGGGAAGUGGAGAAAUCAGACUGUAAGGAUUAUCAGACCACACUACCUAAUGGAGAGAGCAUCUGCUGGAAAGUGAGGAACCGUAGAAGUCUUACCCAAAGUAAAUCAGAGACCUCCUUUCUGAAUUGUUCCCGUAUAUUAGAUUGUACCACAGGAGCAGGUGAGCCUAUAGAAACCUGGUACAUCUCGGAGCUGAGAACUUUUAUCCGGGACAUGUGUACCUGUUGGGAUUAUCCCAACUAUGGCUAUCUAAACCAAGACACCCGAUGUAAUGGGUCUUAUGAAAAUUCAGAGACAGCACUAUCCUGUGGCAUUCCCAUUACACACGGCCCUGACCAGAGAAGAGUCUGGAAUUCAAGUAGUGAAGCACAGGAAGUUCCCCAAGGUGACCUGUAUCAGUGUUCACAAGCCAAAUAUCCAGCUCCACGGGGAACGGUAUGGGCAUGUUCAGAUGGGAAAAUGUAUUCCCACUUGAACAUGUAUGAUAUGGCUGGACUGCAGUGUACGGUUGGGUUUCCUACCAUGUGUCCAUCUAAAACGUUCAAUUAUACACUUUAUCGUAACAACAAAGUGCGGAGGGAAAUCCACAAUCCAACAGAUGCAAAAGGCUGGAUUCAGGGGAUUCAAGUCCCCGACUAUUACACCUGGGGACAAAAUGUUGCUUUAGACUUAGAAUCAUUUUUUGUGUCCAGUGGAGUUGUCCAGCAGCACAAGUAUGUCUUGGAGAACUUAACUAGGCAAGUCCAUGUGUUAAGCAACUGGACCGGACGCUCGCUCAGGGAACCGAAGGUGCAGGCCCCGCAGGCAUCGGAAAUGGCUCUGCAGAAGCGAUUAGCCACGGAUACGUGGUUGUUGAAAGAGAAUGGAGUGUGUGGGAUGCUAAACCUGACGGAUGGAGAAUGCUGUGUCACUGUCCAUAAUGCCAGCACCACCAUAGAAGAGGCACGUCAGAAGAUGAAGGAGAUUGCUGAGCAAAUGGGAGAACUGUUUCAAGCAAUGCAACCCAAGGACUAGUUUGAUGGACUGAGCCUGGAUUGUGGAUCACAUGUACUAAAGUGCCUUGUAUUUAUGGGAUGGGGAAGGCAGAUUGCGUGCACUGACCUUAUCAUACUGUGUGGAUUCUUGGGUUUGAUGGUAGGGCAGGAAGUCAUGUCAAACUGAGAUGAGUUCAUUAUGGUUAUAGAGGAAAGGGAUAGAGUUUCUAGCACUGUAUAAUUCCAUACCGUUCAUGUCAUGGCAAGAAUGUGGUUGGAGCAGGAGGAAGUCAGGGGAUGGAAGUGGAAGGGUGGCCAUCUUUUGCUAUGCUUGGGGAUUUGGCUUUUCUGGUUUGGUGCUCAAAGACAGCGCUGGUGAGCCCAAGAGCUGGGGAGCUGCUCCAAGAAAAAGAAAGGAGAGAAAGCAGCAGCAGGGCAGAGCACAGCUGAGCCAUGUGGAGCCCAGGCUGCAGCUGCUGUGACUGCAGCCACUGGAGCAGCUGCUGGAAGCGCCAAGCUCUCCAGUCCUGCUCCCAAAAGGCCGAGAAGGAGGGUCCUCUGACCUGCUUCAGAGCCCUGUCAGGUCCCACCAGGUUUUGCCUUGUCCCUGUUCUUCCAUUGUUUUCAGUCUGAGUGGGAAAAGUUAAAUUGCAAGCCUUUCCAACAUUCUGCUUUUGUUUUCGCAUAUACUCCAUGCUGCCCAGCACAGGGACAGCCAUCAUUUUGCCUUUUUCUUGGAAAACCACACUGGAUGUGGUCUUUGGGAAGUAUUUUUGUUUGUUCAGUAGUGAAUAUCCAUUUGUCUCUCUUUUGUACACUCUUUUAUUAUCUCUCUUUUGUACACUCUUUUAUUAAUAUUGUUGUGCUUAUUGCAAUUUUUCAGUAAACUGUGAUUCCAAUUUAUAA